Molecule: messenger RNA, 2560 nt
Organism: Ornithodoros turicata
Lineage: Eukaryota; Metazoa; Arthropoda; Arachnida; Ixodida; Argasidae
Gene: Ctps
Product: CTP synthase 1-like
Exons: 13
Coding region: 219-2021 (600 amino acids)
Biological process (GO): CTP biosynthetic process; pyrimidine nucleobase biosynthetic process
Cellular component (GO): cytoophidium; cytoplasm
Molecular function (GO): CTP synthase activity; identical protein binding
Source: RefSeq, a predicted model, not a curated record
UAUCACCGUCGACUGCGCGGAAACUUGCUCGGAGGGUUUGUGACAAAAAAUUGCAAUUUAAUUACAAAAAAUUGUUUUAACACUGCGAAAUUGUAAAAGCAACACAGCUCCGGAAGUCGGAGUAUCUGAACAAAUGACGCGUGCCCUGAGGCUGUCCGCGUCGGUGGCAAGGCGGUUGGUUGCAAAGUUCUCGCCGCCCGUAGGUAAGAAGCGCAGCCAUGAAAUACAUCUUGGUCACAGGAGGUGUGAUUAGUGGCAUAGGAAAAGGAGUGAUUGCCAGCAGUGUUGGAACAAUCUUAAAGGCUUGUGGUCUUCGAGUGACUUCUAUCAAAAUUGAUCCCUACAUAAACAUAGAUGCUGGAACUUUCUCACCCUACGAACAUGGCGAGGUGUUUGUGUUGGACGAUGGCGGUGAAGUCGAUUUGGACCUGGGCAACUACGAGCGCUUCCUGGACAUCACUCUUCAUCGUGACAACAACAUAACAACGGGGAAAAUUUAUCAACACGUCAUCAACAAAGAACGGAGGGGUGAUUAUCUAGGGAAGACUGUCCAGGUUGUGCCACACGUAACGGACGCUAUUCAGGAAUGGGUGGAACGGGUAGCGCUUGUUCCGGUCGGUGACUCUAAUUUCACCCCAGAAGUGUGCAUUAUAGAGCUGGGUGGUACCAUAGGAGACAUUGAGGGCAUGCCCUUUGUAGAGGCCUUCCGUCAGUUCCAGUUUAGGGUCAAGAGAGAAAAUUUCUGCUGCGUUCACGUCAGCCUCGUUCCACAACCGAGGACAACUGGCGAACACAAGACAAAGCCAACACAGGCCAGUGUCCGGGAACUUAGGGGUUUAGGAUUGACACCUGAUCUUAUAGUUUGUCGAAGUGAAAAUGAAAUUACCCGAGAUGUCAGGGAAAAGAUCUCAAACUUCUGUCACGUGGAACCCCGUCAAGUGCUGUGCAUGCACGAUGUGCCUUCCAUCUACCACGUCCCAAUCUUUAUGGAAGAACAAGGCAUUGUGGAAUUGUUUGCGGAACGGCUUCACCUUGCUGUACCUGCUCCACGUCCUCGGAGACUCAUGUAUCGUUGGAGGGACUUGGCUGUCAAGGCAGAGAGGCUCAUCCGCGAAGUGACCAUCGGUCUGGUUGGAAAAUAUACCAAGCUAGAAGAUGCUUAUUCGUCGGUCAUCAAGGCCCUACAACAUUCAGCCCUCGCGUGUAACCAUAAACUGACCAUCAAGUACAUCGAUGCUGAAGAGCUGGAAUCACAGAUGAAGUUGGAGGACCCUGUUAAGUUUCACGCAGCUUGGCAGAAUCUAUGUUCUUCAGAUGGUAUCCUUGUGCCUGGUGGAUUUGGUAGUCGAGGCAUUGAGGGGAAAAUUGCUGCGAUAGAAUGGGCCAGGAAGUCCAAGAAGCCAUUCCUAGGGGUCUGUCUCGGACUGCAGUGCGCCAUCAUAGAAUUUGCUCGCAACGUCAUUGGCUGGACAGAGGCCAAUUCUGCUGAGAUUGACCCAGAAACAGUGAGGCCUGUUGUAAUUGAGAUGCCGGAGCAUCAUGUUGGCCAAAUGGGUGGCACGAUGAGGCUAGGAAAGAGAGAAACCAUCUUUGGGAGCAGUGACUCUAUCCUUCGGAAGCUCUACCACAAUGCUGACAUUAUCGAAGAGAGGCACCGACACAGAUACGAGGUGAAUCCACUCUAUGUUGCUGACUUUGAAAGAGCUGGACUGCGAUUUGUCGGUAAAGACACGACAGGAAAAAGGAUGGAAGUCAUUGAGUACGCUGAUCACCCGUACUUUGUGGGAGUGCAAUUUCACCCGGAGUACAUCAGCCGCCCGAUGAAACCCUCUCCACCAUAUCUGGGCUUAGUAUUGGCAUCCUGCGGACGUCUUUCUGGGUACCUGCUUCGUGGAUGUCGUCUAUCGGAACUCAGCGACGUGGGAUCUUCUUCUGAAGAUGACCUCGUCAAUGCCGUGUCCAGCGAGGCAUCCAAUAAAGCUGAGCAGACUGGCUCUCAAGAAAGUGCUCAGUCCGAAUGAAGUAUUUCAAAUGGUGAACAACACAUUUCUGAUACCUCAUAAUUUAGGCUGAAUUGUGAUGACUAUGCAGUGCAGGAACAGAACAUAAUCCUGCAACAUUCCUUUGUUUCCAAACACAUUUUCAAUCCCACACUUUUAGUCUUCUAUGAAGAGGAUCUCCUGCUUGAGAAAGCCGUGCAAGUCUGUAACAUACAAUUCAACCUAAAUUUUGAGCAUUGAGCCUGUUGAGAAGCGCCUGAAACACUUGUGCUUCCAAUAGAAUGUACAUGCUAAAGAAUUUGUUACAUUGGCAUAUUUCAACUAGUAAUUGUAGUAUAUGUGAAAGUAAUCAUGAAAAAUGUCUUGCACCAGUUAAUCCUCUCUGUAGGUUACACUGGAGGCACUGUAUUGGUCAUUGAACAAUAUUUACCAUUCUUAAGCCCAAGGGACCAUGUGAUACAUUCAGAUUUUGUCUUUCUUUCGACUUGGUUAUCAUAAAUUUGCCAGAACAGCAUCAACUGUAAUGUUACUUAUUCUUUACAAUAAAUUUUGCGAUAGGA